Messenger RNA from Entrophospora candida, 1620 nucleotides. The record is from the annotation of a GenBank genome assembly. Lineage: Eukaryota; Fungi; Glomeromycota; Glomeromycetes; Entrophosporales; Entrophosporaceae.
AUGAAAAUACGUUGUUAUAUUCUUACACUUGCAUCAUUUCUCUUUUCGACAACAAAUUAUGUAUUUUGUGAUAAAAGUGCACAACAGUAUCUUGAGGAAGGCUCUGAACUGUUUAAAAGAAGUCUGUAUGAAGAAGCCUUAAAAAAUUACGAUGCUGCUAUUGGACAAGAACCCGAUAAUUACCUCUCAUAUUUCAAACGUGCUACAACACAUUUAGCAUUAAAAAGUAAUAGUUUUGCAUUACAAGACUUUUCUAAAGUAUUAGAACUAAGGCCAGAUUUUGAUCAGGCUUUAAUUCAAAGAGCAAAAUUAUUUAUCACAGAAGGUUCACUAGCAGAAGCUAAGCGCGACCUUACAAAAUAUUUUAAAAAAGCUCCAAAAGAUGAUGCAGUUAAAAAAUUGUUGGAAUCGAUCACUAAAGCAGAAGAAUCUAUAUUAAAGGCUGAAAAAUUGUUUAAAGAAAAAAAUUAUGAAGGUUGCAUUAAUGAGUUGAGUCUUGCUUUGGAUAUUUCACCAAAAUCUUAUAAAUCAAGGCUUUUGAGAUCAGAAUGUUACCUGGCCAAUGGAGAAGUUGAACAAGGUGUACGUGAUUUAACAUAUGUAUCAAAAAUCAAAUCUCUAGACUUGAACCAUUUUGUAAAAUUGGCCAAAUUAUAUUUCUUUUCAUUGUAUAAUCCAGAGCAAGCAGAUAAGGCAAUCAAGGAUUGUCUUAGAUCCGAUCCAGAAAAUGCAACAUGUAAGUCACUACGAAAAAAAACUAGAAAUUUGAAAAAAGAGAUUGAUAGAGUUGCUGGUGAUAUUGAUGGAAAGAGAUUUACACUAGCAAUUAAAAAAUUAUUUGGUUCAUAUGUUGAAUCAAAUAAAAAUAAAAACGAUCAAAAUAAACAAAAUCGUCGCCAGGCAACGAACGAUAAUAAAUCUACUGGUUUGAUAAAAGAAAUUAAAGAUGAAAUACAAAAUGCUAAAGAAAUUUUAGUAAAAAACGAAUUAUUAAAACAAUUAUAUGAAUGGACUUGUAUUUCAUACUCUGAGCUAAAAGAUACAAAAAAUACACUUGAAUGGUGUAGUGAAACAUUGAAAUUUGACGAAAAUAAUACAGAAGCAUUGAUUAAUCGUGGAGAGGCAUAUAUAAAAGAGGAGGAGUAUGAUGCAGCAAUGGAAGAUUUUAAAAAAGCACAUGAUAUUAAACCAGACAACAGAGCAACUCAAGGAUUUCAGAAAGCAAACAAAUUAAAGAAAAUGGCAAAGAAAAAAGAUUAUUACAAGAUACUUGGUGUACCACGCUCAGCAUCUACAAGGGAUAUCAAAAAAGCAUAUAGAAAAUUAGCACAACAAUGGCAUCCUGAUAAAUAUAAAGGUGAUUUAACUCUUCAACAAGUUGAAGCAAAAAUGAGUUCAAUUAAUGAAGCAUAUGAAGUUUUAAGCAAUGAUCAAUUAAGAGAAAGAUAUGAUAAUGGGGAAGAUCCAAAUGAUCCUGAUAGACAGAAUUCAAACUUCUUUUAUUCUGACGGUAAUCCUUUUACGGAGUUUUCCAGACAUGGAUUUCAAUUUGGUGGAUUUCCAUUUGGAGGGUCUGGUGAAGGAGAUGGUCAUUAUUCUUUUCAAUUCAAUUUUCCUUAA